Messenger RNA from Lingula anatina, 489 nucleotides. RefSeq lists its product as uncharacterized. The record is from RefSeq and is a predicted model, not a curated record. Lineage: Eukaryota; Metazoa; Brachiopoda; Lingulata; Lingulida; Lingulidae.
AUGUACAAUAUCAGGUGCUAUGACAGAGAAGACACUGGUGACACCAUGCUGCAGAACCUGGAAGAUGAGCCUCAGUAUGAUGACAUUUGCACAAUCAGUGAUGGGUUCCAACAAGUUGUGCAUGGAAGUGUGGAGACCAUGAUGAAACAGGUGGCUUAUGACUUUGAGAAGGACUAUGAUUUGGCACAUGCAACUGUUGAACACCAGGCUAUGGCACAGAUUGAAGAAAUGGUUGCCAAGGAAAAUUUGGUUGUCAAGGAAGAUAUGGUUGCCAUGGGAGAUGUGGACAACAAGAAAGGGAAAACACCCAGCUACACAUAUGCUCCUCCUCCUAACAACCCUAGGCUAAACUCUAAUAUGCAAAAGGAGAUGCAGGCAGAAAUCCCAAAAUCCCAUGCUGGGAAGAUUUCCAGCUACAGAAAUGCAGAUGUUUCAUCUUUUUACAGUCUCAUUGCUCACUUCAACCCAAGUUUUCUCAUCCUAGCGUAG